AAAGGGGGAGAAUAAGGAGGAGAGGAGAGGAGUGGAGAGGAGUGGAGAGGUAGAGGAGAGGAAGCGCCUUCGAGCCCAUGCCCACCCACGCACUGGUCUGGGGAGGAGUGAGGUCACUUACUACGCACAACCAUACAAAUUAACAGAAAACAAACACAGGUUUGCGUUUGCCCUACAUCCCUGUCCCUACCUUGGGCUGUUGUUUCUUUGCUGUGGUCCUCAUGGGUGCAGUUCUGCUUCUGCUGGUCUCUCCGCCACUUCAUGCAGAUCACUGCAUACAAGAUGAUUCCCUGUGGAGCCGUGCUGACCUUCACCCGCUGCCUCCUUCGGAGGAAAAUCGUCACCUUGGAUAGUCUGGAGGACUCCAAGCUCUGCCGCUGCCUGACCACUGUGGACUUGAUUGCCCUUGGGGUGGGAAGCACCCUCGGAGCGGGGGUCUACGUCCUCGCGGGGGAGGUGGCCAAGUCUAGCUCCGGCCCCAGCAUUGUGCUGUCCUUCCUGAUCGCGGCCCUGGCCUCCGUGAUGGCCGGCCUGUGCUACGCGGAGUUUGGGGCCCGGGUCCCCAAGACGGGCUCUGCAUACUUGUACACUUAUGUCACUGUGGGCGAGCUGUGGGCCUUCAUCACAGGCUGGAACCUCCUCUUGUCUUACGUCAUUGGAACCUCCAGCGUGGCCCGGGCAUGGAGUGGCACCUUUGAUGAACUGCUCAACAAAGAGAUCAGCAGGUUUUUCCGGAGCCACCUCAGCAUGUACUCCCCGGGGCUCGCCGAGUAUCCAGACUUCUUUGCCGUGUGCCUCAUCCUCCUCCUGUCGGGCCUCCUGUCAUUUGGAGUCAAAGAAUCGGCCUGGGUGAAUAAAAUCUUCACAGCAGUCAACAUCCUGGUCCUGAUCUUUGUGAUAAUUUCGGGGUUUGUGAAAGGCCACAUCGCCAACUGGAGGAUCAGUGAGGGCUUCCUCAACAAUAUCUCUGCCGCCACCCAGGAUCCGUCCAAGAAUGAGACAAGCCAGUACGGGGUUGGCGGCUUCAUGCCCUUUGGCUUUAAGGGGACGCUGGCUGGAGCUGCCACGUGCUUCUACGCCUUCGUGGGUUUCGACUGCAUUGCCACGACUGGGGAGGAGGUCAAGAAUCCUCAGCGGGCCAUUCCCAUCGGCAUCGUCACCUCCCUGCUCGUGUGCUUCAUGGCCUACUUUGGCGUGUCUGCGGCCUUGACCCUCAUGAUGCCCUAUUACCUCCUGGAUGAGACCAGCCCCCUCCCCGUAGCCUUCGAAUAUGUGGGCUGGAGCCCUGCCAAGUACGUGGUGGCCGUGGGCUCCCUCUGUGCUCUGUCCACCAGUCUCCUUGGAUCCAUGUUCCCAAUGCCGCGGGUAAUCUAUGCUAUGGCAGAAGAUGGUUUGCUUUUCCAAUUCUUAGCUAAAGUCCAUCCCAAAACGAAGAGCCCACUCAGUGCUACUUUGACAUCGGGUUCCGUGGCAGCGGUCAUGGCCUUCCUCUUUGACCUGAAGGCUCUGGUGGAUAUGAUGUCUAUCGGGACCCUCCUGGCCUAUUCGCUUGUGGCUGCUUGUGUCCUCAUCCUCAGGUACCAGCCCAGCCUGACUCACCAGAAGACAAAAUAUUGCCCGGAGAAAGAAGGCUUGACCUUGGGCCCAGCCACAGACCUGAUGCCGGGGUCUGGGAACAGCAAGCAGGACCUCAUCAAGCCCUCGAGGUUACCCACCCAGCGGUCAGCGUCUCUCGUCAGCUUUUUGGUGGGACUGCUGGCAUUCCUGGUUCUUGGCCUCAGCGUCCUGAUGACCCAUAGCGUGAAUGCCGUUACCAAUAUGGAACCGUGGUGCCUUGGCCUUCUCUCUGUGAUUGUCUUCCUUAUCAUCAGCAUCAUCCUCAUCAUCUGGAGGCAGCCUCAGAAUGAGCAGAAAGUGGUCUUUAUGGUUCCUCUGCUGCCCUUUCUGCCUGCGUUCAGCAUCCUGGUGAACAUUUACCUCAUGGUCCAACUGAACGCACAAACAUGGAUCCGAUUCAGCGUCUGGAUGGCUAUAGGUUUCCUCAUUUACUUUUCUUACGGCAUCAGACACAGUUUAGAAGGGAGCCAAAGGCAUGAAGAUGAAGGCGUAAAUCCGGAGAACAUGGUGGGGCAAGCAGAAGAAAAAAGCCCAAUUGAGGCCAGCAGCCUUACAUAGGGCAAAGCCAGCGCCCAUUCCUUCUUCUGGACCGGACAAGUCGAUGUUGAUGACUGUGCGCUCUCCACUGGGCAACACAGUCCCAGU
Vombatus ursinus (common wombat) is the source of this 2262-nucleotide messenger RNA. It is a transcript of the gene SLC7A2, whose product is annotated as solute carrier family 7 member 2. Gene Ontology annotation, molecular function: amino acid transmembrane transporter activity. Gene Ontology annotation, biological process: amino acid transport; transmembrane transport. The transcript is spliced from 12 exons. NCBI's taxonomy places the organism in Eukaryota, Metazoa, Chordata, Mammalia, Diprotodontia, Vombatidae. Gene Ontology annotation, cellular component: plasma membrane. Bases 262 to 2175 code for a protein of 637 amino acids. The record is from RefSeq and is a predicted model, not a curated record.